AAAAACAUCAAAAUGCAGAGCAACAUAGCACCGAACUGUAUGGUGGUAACACCACAUCACUUGGCCACUCAAAGUGCUUUGGCCGUUCUGAGAGAAGGAGGAACUGCUAUUGAGGCAAUGGUGUCUGCUGCAGCAACGGUUGCUGUAGUCUAUCCUCACAUGAACAGCAUAGGAGGCGAUUCAUUUUGGCUGAUCGUACCACCCACCGGAGAACCUGUAGUAAUCGAAGGAUGCGGACCAGCCGGCUCAUUAGCCAUACCCGAUUUCUUUAAAGAUUACAAAAAUAUUCCAUUUAAAGGACCAAAAGCUGCGAAUACGGUAGCAGGUGCUGUAGGUGCUUGGGAAGAAGCACUUAAGUACGUAUCUGAAUGUGGAUAUCAACGAAUGUCAUUAUCCAAAUUACUUGCUGAUGCUAUAAUGUAUGCACGAGACGGGUUUCCUGUGACAAAAUCCCAUCAUGAUAGCUUGAAAAACAUUCAAGCCGAAGGAAGCGUCCCUGCUGAAUUUGGAAGAGUUUUUAUUCCUGAUGGAAAAAUUCCAAAAGUGGGAGAAACGUUUUGCCAGAAGCAACUCGCUAAGACUCUGCAGCAUUUAGUUGAAAACGGUCUCAACAGUUUCUAUAAAGGCGAAUUGGCGAAAUUGAUUGCCGAGGACAUGGAGUCGUUAGGCAUGCCUAUCACGAAAUCAGAUCUUGCAAACUACGCUCCAGUUAGGAAAGUUCCUUUACGAUUAUUACACAGCCACGGCGAGAUAUUCAACAUUCCUCUGCCUCAAGGUUUAGUUUCGCUAACUAUUCUCGGUAUCUUAGACAAGUUGGGUAUUGAUGGUCAACAUGAAGGCCAAUUUGUUCAUGCUGCAGUAGAAGCCACGCUACAAAGUUUUAAAAUGCGAGACAACUAUAUAAAAGAGCACAUGAAAACUGAUCCCAAUUCUUUACUAUCCAGUCAAAACUUAUUUAAAAUGGCAAAAGAUGUAAACUUACAACAUUUUUCUGGUGCUCAUCCAUGUAAAGGGUCUGGAGAUACUAUUUGGAUGGGAAUAAUGGACAACAAAGGUUUUUCAGUUUCUUUUAUUCAGAGUAUUUAUUUCCAAUUCGGUAGUAAUAUGGUACUUCCUAGAACGGGUAUUUUGUGGCAUAAUAGAGGUGUAGCAUUUAAUUUGGAAAAGGAUCAUGCUUUGUGUAUAGAGCCUGGAAAGAAGCCUUACCAUACAUUGAACCCUGCUGCAGCUCGUUUGCGCGAUGGACGAGUUUUAGUUUACGGAACAAGAGGUGGUGAUGGACAGCCUCAAACACAGUCUGCGAUCUUUCACAGAUAUGUGGUACAGGGAAAGGAUGCACAGCAGGCGGUGACUGAACCAAGAUGGCUUUAUGGCAGGACAUCUGGCCCUCCAGAGACUACCCUGAAAUUGGAGGGAAGGUUUAACGCGGAGACUAUAAAUUAUUUGAAGGAAAGAGGUCAUGAUAUAGUUAUGUUACCAGAUUAUAGUGAGCACACUGGUCAAGCAGGAUUGUUAAUAAGACAUCCUGAUGGUAAUAUGGAAGGUGCCUUUGAUGUUAGAAGUAACGGAAGCGCUGCUGGCUUUUAAUGGAAUAUUUUUAAGCCAAUUUAUAAUCUUAUUCAUAGUUCUUAAGCUAGUCAUAUAAAAUCUUAUAAUUUAAAUAUUAAGGUCCAGGUUAUAUCCCUGAUUUGAUAUGGCAUUUAUGAUUAUUUUUUCUAUUAGAAUUAAGUCGUAUUUUACAGGUUCAUAUUCAGAGUAGCAUGUGUUU
This is a messenger RNA of Spodoptera exigua (beet armyworm), 1768 nucleotides long. The record is from the annotation of a GenBank genome assembly. NCBI's taxonomy places the organism in Eukaryota, Metazoa, Arthropoda, Insecta, Lepidoptera, Noctuidae.